CUCUGUGAUGAGGACAGACCCCAGGCCAAGGACACAUCAGAGAUCAGUGCUGGGGUGGACAGUUGACAAGGACUCCCAUCAGUCUGUGGGGGAUGAGGAACUGAGAGGAAAGGAAGCAGGUCUAAAUGGGUAGGGAACAGGGGAGAGUCCUAACAACAGGCCCUGUCACCAGCCCAUGUGACCCCGAAAGGUCCAGCCCCAUAAUGAGCUCAGUUCAGAGAGACAAAGGACAACAGAACUGACAUCAGACCAUCAGGCUUUGGAAGAAGUUCUGAAGCCUGAGCUCUUUUCCACUGAGGCAAGACUAAGCAGACAACAGACUAUGGAGCCCCCCUCAGCCCUUCUCCCAACACGUGUCCCCUGGCAGGGGCUUCUGCUUGCAGCCUCACUUUUAACCAUAUGGAACAUGCCCACGGCUGCUGCACCUGCCAUUGAGGCAGUACCACCUGCUGUCCUGGAAGGGAAGAACGUCCUUCUACUUGCUCACAAUCUGCCAGACAACCUUUCAGCCUAUCACUGGUUCAAAGGGAAAGAGCCACUGGACAAAGAUCUAAUUAUAAUGCAUGAAAUAAAAUCUCAAGAAACCAAACAAGGAAAACUACACAGUGGCAGAGAGACACUACACCCUAAUGGAUCCUUGAUGUUACAGAAUGUCACCUUGAAGCAAUCUGGAAUCUACAACCUAAAUAUCCGUUCUGCAGAGUCUGACCAAAAAUCAAUGCUUGUGGAAGUCUCCAUAUACCCUCAGCUAUCCAAACCCUCCAUAAGAAGCAAUGGGACCACAGCUGUGGAGGGGCAAGACACUGUUGAAAUAACUUGUGACCCUCCCUUCCUGAAAACAACCUACACGUGGCGGCUAAAUGGUAAGGAACUCCCAGGUGACAACAACGUCAGCCUGUCCCGGGGUAACACAACUCUCACUUUACUCAAGGUCUCCAGACAUUUAAAAGGACGCUAUGAGUGUGAAGUGCAGAACCCACUGGGUGUCUUUCGGAGUAACCCAUUCACUCUGGAUGUUUUCUACGGCCCAGAUAACCCCCAAAUAUUUCCCCCAGACAAAUACUUUGAGGAAGGGAAAAACCUGUGGCUAUCCUGCCAGGCGACCUCUCACCCCAAAGCACAGUAUUCCUGGAAUGUCAAUGGAGAACACUGGAGUUCUAGACAAGAUAUCUUUAUCCACAAGGUCAACAUGAGUAAUAGUGGAUUAUAUACCUGCCAUGUCAACAACCCAACAACUGGCCACAAUGAUUUCAAAGUCAAAGAAAUUACAAUAGUUGAGAACUUGCUGAAGCCCCAUAUCCAAAUCAGAAAUAGAACUGUCCUAGAAAACCACUUGGUGGACCUGACCUGUGUAUCAGAGAAUACUGGCAUUUCCAUAUUGUGGACGUUCAAUAACGAGAGACUGAAGGCCACAGACAGGGUGAUGUUCUCCUGGAAUAAUAAAAGGCUCACCAUACGCCCAAUCACAAAGGAGGAUGCUGGGGCAUACCAGUGUGAGGUCUCCAACCCCUUCAUUUCCAAGCUGAGUGACCCAGUCAGCCUGGACGUACUUUAUCAACCAUCACAGAGAAAUUUCCCCAUGUCAGUUCCGGUUGCUGCUGCCUUGGCUGUUGAAGUUCUGGCUGGACUGGCUAUCCUAGGAGGCCUGGCGUACUUCGUGUUUUUCAAGAAACUUAACCGUCAGGAAAAAAGGCGCCACAAAGAAAAAGACAAGAAGCAAAAGGAACGGACGAAAGAAAAAGAGCAGCGGGAGAAUGUAAAGGGUGAGGAGGAAGAGCAUGCUCAGUGAGGACAACUGGACCCAUCCACCCACAGUAAGUAAAGGCACUGACCCUCGGGAAUCAAAGGUCCCACCACCUGCCCAUCCUUCCAUGGCAUCCUGGACACCAGCCACUGUCUCCUGU
Messenger RNA from Peromyscus eremicus (cactus mouse), 1904 nucleotides. Its product is annotated as carcinoembryonic antigen-related cell adhesion molecule 6-like. The coding region runs from base 323 to 1789 and encodes 488 amino acids. Gene Ontology annotation, molecular function: protein tyrosine kinase binding. The record is from RefSeq and is a predicted model, not a curated record. Gene Ontology annotation, biological process: regulation of immune system process; signal transduction. NCBI's taxonomy places the organism in Eukaryota, Metazoa, Chordata, Mammalia, Rodentia, Cricetidae. Gene Ontology annotation, cellular component: plasma membrane; cell surface. The transcript is spliced from 8 exons.